Molecule: messenger RNA, 2217 nt
Organism: Closterium sp. NIES-65
Lineage: Eukaryota; Viridiplantae; Streptophyta; Zygnematophyceae; Desmidiales; Closteriaceae
Source: the annotation of a GenBank genome assembly
AUGGCUAGCCCUACUCUUCUUACCUUCGAUGCUAAGGGUUGUGCAGUCGAUUUCAACGUUUGGGUAGAUGACCUGCAGCUCUAUCUUCAGUGCGACUCUAGGGACGGAGUCUCGCUUUUCGAUCACACGUCCGGCGCCUCUGUUGCACCUGCUACUGAUGCUGCCAGUACGGUUCGCUCGCAGUGGACUACUCGUGACGCUGAUGCUCGCCUUGCUGUUCGUAGUCACCUGCCGUCUGCUGAGCGCGCGCACUUUGGCCAGUACAAGACCACUAAGUCCUUGAGGUCGGGGCUGCGUCUGGUCCUAGUGGGAGGCGCCGCAGCGGCAAGGGGCAAGGGGGGCAAGGGUGGUGGAGGGGACGGCGGGGGCGCGGUGGUGGCGGUGGAGGAGGCGCAGGGGGUGGGGGUGGAGGUGGGGGUGGUGGCGGGAGUGGGGGCGUCGCUGGCGGGGGGUGGAGGUGGGGCCGGCAGCGGCGGCGGCACUGGGGGGGUGGCGGCGGCGGUGGUGCUGGUCGGGGUGGAGCCGUGCAGCGUGGAGGCUUUGGUAGUAGCCAGCGUCAGCAGCAGCCACGUUCCCGUAAGGCCCCGUCGCCCCAGCAGCUUCGUGAGUGGUACGCUAGGCGUGGGAGGUCUGGGGGUGCUGGUCCCUGUGCUUACGUUCUCCGCACCGGCGAGCAUCGUGGGGAGACGUGCAGGCUGCCCCAUGCAACGCAACGCUAUUUCAGUCGCCUCUGUCCUCGUGUUUGUUCCCUGCGUCUUCCUUGGCUUCCCCCCUGACGCGCUUGGCUGGCAGUUUUACCACCCCACCUCGCGCCGUUUUCUGUCCUCUCAUGACAUCACGUUUGACGAGUCGGUUCCUUACUACCGUCUCUUCCCCUACGCACUGCCCCUCUCCCCCCCCCCCCUCACCGCUCUUCCUAGCACCAGGUCCUCCUUCGGUAGACCCCCUCCCCCUCAGGGUCCUGCCCCCUCAGGUGUGUCCCAGGUAGACCCUGUCGAGCCUGUCGAGGUAGCUGUCGACUCUGGUGCUGCUGGGGGUGCUGAGCCUGCGGGUACGGGGCCUAGGGGUGCUGAGCCUGAGCGUGCAGAGCUUGAGGUGCUGAGCCUGGGGUUGCUGAUUUUGAGGGUGCGGAGCCUGGGGGUGCUGAGCCUUGGGUUGCUGAGUCUGAGGGUGUGGAGCCUGGGGGUGGUGAGCCUGAGCGUGAAGAGCCUAGGGGUACUGAGCGUGAGCGUGCUGAGCCUGGAGGUACUUCGUCCUCUGGAGGUCCUACGGGUGUCUUGUCCCGACGGGUGCCACUCUCCCAACCGCAGCUGCGCGAGUGGUUUGCUCGGCGCUGGAGCCAUGUUGCUGGGGUUGGGCGGCCUACCGCUGGAGGUGCUGCUGGAGCUGGGAGUCCUACUGCUGCUGGAGCUGCUGGAGGUACUGGAGCCGCUGGUCCCGAAGGUGCUCGUUCUGGAGGUACUGGAGCUGCUGGGGCUGGUGGUGCUGUUGGAGUUGGAGCUGGAGGCGCUGGAGCUGUUACUGCUGGGGGUGCGGCUGGAGCUGGAGCUGCUGGAGGUGCUCGAGCUGGUGGUGCUGCCGGAGUUGGAGCUGGAGGCGCUGGGGCUAUUCCUGCUGGAGGUGCCGCUAGAGCUGGAACUGCUGCUAGUUCUGGAGCUAGUGGCGCUGCAGAAGUUGGAGCUAGAGACCCUGGAGAUGGGGGCACUGGUGCUGUCUCUGCUGCCUGAGUCUCGUCCUUCGUCGUCAGUUCGCGCUGCUUGCACUGGUCGUCGUGUUUCGCGUCCGCGUCCUCCUCCUCUCCCUGGCAUGCACCAGAUGGCAUUUCGUCCUUCCUCUGUUCCACUGCGUGUCCCUCUCCCGUCUCCUCCUGCGUCCUCCCUUGCUAGUGGUCCGGACCCGGAGUCUGACUCCCUUCGUGCUGCUAGUCCUACUAUCACGUGUCUCCUGGCCACUAUUGUCACUGACCCUUCUUUUAAGUCCACUGCUACAUCUGCCUUAGUUGCUGAGCUUGUUGACUUUGCUGCUCGAUGUCGUCUAGACUACGCGGCUAGUCUUGUUGCUGAGUCUGAGUCUGUCUGUCCUCCGUCCGUCGGGGGUGAGUGUGCUCUUAGCACGGACGUCCUUGAGGACAGGCAGGAGGACUUUGAGUGCUUUGCAGCUGCUGUACCUCAUCUCGUGUCUAUGCUGAUUGCACCUGAGGGAGACCCGAUGCACUAG